Messenger RNA from Microthlaspi erraticum, 867 nucleotides. The record is from the annotation of a GenBank genome assembly. NCBI's taxonomy places the organism in Eukaryota, Viridiplantae, Streptophyta, Magnoliopsida, Brassicales, Brassicaceae.
AUGAGACUUUUGCUGAGGCUUGGGAGAGGUUCAAAGGGCUACACAAGUCAGUGCCCACAUCAUGGAUUCAACAAUGAAUCACUACUCUCCACUCUUUAUAGAGCAAACUCAAAUGGAAGCUAUGGAGAAGAGUAUGAUCGCACCAAUCGGAGCUCGACCCACCACUCGAUCGAGUCAGACGAGAAGUUGAGAAAAGAUGUUAAGGCAUUGAAUGAGAAGUUGGAUAAGCUGGUCUUAGCUCAGUCCACUAUGAAGAAGGUCAACUUUGUGUCUGCUGAAGAGAUGGAACCAGUCCAAGAAGGGGAGGAUACACAAUUUGCUGAGGUGUGUUACAUGAGCAAUGGGCAAGGAGGCUACAACAAAGGAUACUAUAAUUACAAGUCCAACCCUGCCAUGUCAUACGAAACACUGAUGUUGCUAACCCUCAGGACCAAGUCUAUCCUCAACAACAAGCAGCUCGAUCGAGUCAAGCGCCACAACAUGGGGCAAGCUGAUGGGGUAGUGGACACAAGCAAGAAGCUAGCUGAAAUAAACUCCAAGAUCGAGAAUCUCAACACAAGAGUUUACUCUCUGGAGAAUCAUGCUUCUUCUGUUGCUGCUGCUACAAAGCAAGGACAACUACCUGGUAAAGCUAUUCAGAACCCCAAGGAACAGUGCAAGGUCAUCUUCACUCAAGAAGGACUUGUUGAAAAAGAGGAUGAAGAGAGGGUCAUUGAAGAUUUUUGUUUACUGCUGAAUAAUCGCGGGAUCAGGUCUUCCCCUUUCCUAUCCCUGAUUCUGCAAGUGCACAGGUCAGAAGUAGUAAACGGGUAUCGAACACAAGGACCAGAUUGCACACUACAAGUUAUGAGUUUGAGAACAAGCUAG